CCUUGUGAUGCUGCUCAUUAUCCAAACCAGCAACGGAGCGAACGGGUGCCCUGUCCGGCACCUCUAGACUGACCACAAAGGAGACGUUACAGGCGCCUCUCCCGGGGAUGCCGAUGUGCAGGGUAGUGAGCGCUUGAUGACAAAGGUCGGGAGGUGGUCUGCGGGUCUGGAUCUCAGUUCUGGCUCCACCACUGAAUUAUCUGUGGCCUGAGCCAAAUCUCUCCCGGGGCCUCCGGCUGUUUGUCUGUAGAAAUGGGACAUAGUGGACAGAACUCUUGGGAAUGUUUUGAGGACACAGUGGCUGGUCAAGAAGCAAAUGGAGGAGUGUCCGAUGCCCCGUCCUGACCCUUCCUCUGCCCUCUUCCUGGCAGGCUGCAGCUGUGAUGCUCCUGAGAGGCUGGCGCCCGCUGCCUCCAGUGCGGGCCUCCUCCUGUCCUGGGCACUGGCCUCCAAAAGACUGUGUUUGAGGAGGGGCAGUGGACUGAUGCCAGGGCUACAGGCCAUGGCAGGGAAGCCACUGGUCAUCCCAAGCCCUCGAGACCCGGGGCUGCGCCACAUCAGCUGCGGGAACACGGUGCCCGACUCGGGCACUCGGCCAGAAGUGGAGUGGCUGCUCCCACGGCCACCCCUGGAGCCUUCUGGGGAGGAGCCAUGGUCCUGGCAGCAGCCGCACCACCCUCGCCCACCCGCCGUAGUCACCAUCCUAACGGGUGUGGGGGACUCUCAGUGUGGCUUCGAUUUUCAUUUCUCUUGUGACAAGUCAGGUCCCUCCAACAGGCUCCGAUGCCCACCACCCAGCCUGGCCUCCCCGUUGGCCAAAGCAGCCUGCGAGGCCCCCUCCAUGCACCGUGGUGGGAAGUGCCGUGGGUGGGGCCAUGUCACUGCCAUCCUCAACACAAUCCUGGCCAGCCUCCUGCCCAUCAAGUGGCCCUGCAUGACCAAGAUCCAGGGGAGGGCCAUCUUCUCCAGUGACACCGAGAAAAUUAUCCUUGUGCCAGAAGUAAGCAAAUAAAAAUCUCCCAGGAAGAACAGAAAGAGUCUACUCUACAGUUGGAUGAAAUCACUCCAUAUUCGAGUUCAGAUCCCACCUAGGCUGCUUCCUUGCUGUGUGACCCCAGGCAAGCCACUUUACCUCUCUGGACCUAUUUAUUCUUCUGAAUAAAUGAAGGGUUGUUAUGACAGUUAACUCAAGAUCUUCAAUGUAAAUAAAGUACUUUGGCACCCAGAGUUCCUUUCCUCCCUUCCCAAUCCCAGGGAAGUAUCUGACUGGUCAGCACCGAGUCCCAUGCCCACAGUGGGGAUGGGUGUGCCAUCAGCCUCACUUACAGAGCUAGAGUUAGAGCAGUUGCUGGUACUGGAGUGGGGGAAGGCUGCUGGGCAUCCCAUGGCCAGCUUGCUCUUUAACGGAGGUUUUAUUUAUUAAGAUCAUUUCAUAGAUUUGAAAAUUGUUCAGAGAGGUAAAGUCAUUUGCCCAAGGCCACACAGCUGAUCAAUGGCAGAGCUGGGAUUUGAAUCCAAAUCCGACAGACUAUUGGGGAGGUAAAAGACCACCUGGGUUUGCUCCCUCCGCCCCCACCCACUCAGCUUGCAUUGAUAGAUCACAGAAAAAAGCAGCUCGUGUUUAUCUUCCAGAAGGAACAGUAGGAUGAUCGAUAACUUCUGCUUUGAAAAAAACGGAAUAAAUAGAAAAACCUAGGCAGCCACAGAGUAGUGUUCCAAGGGACUGGGAGGCCAGCAGGUCAUUUCCAGUGUCAUUACGAUCACUUGAUGCCAAUUGCCCUGCCGUGCAAACCCGGGCACAUCACAGCACAAAUAGCAGCAAGCAGCUGGGCGCGGUUGUGCCUGCCUGUCAUCCCAGGCAGGGGAGGCUGGGGCAGGAGGAUGGAUUUCCAAGCCAGCCUCAGCAACAGCGAGGCCCUAAGCCACUCAG
Messenger RNA from Ictidomys tridecemlineatus (thirteen-lined ground squirrel), 1930 nucleotides. Lineage: Eukaryota; Metazoa; Chordata; Mammalia; Rodentia; Sciuridae. The record is from RefSeq and is a predicted model, not a curated record.